This is a messenger RNA of Cooperia oncophora, 291 nucleotides long. Lineage: Eukaryota; Metazoa; Nematoda; Chromadorea; Rhabditida; Trichostrongylidae. The record is from the annotation of a GenBank genome assembly.
AUGCCUGACAUAGUUGGGGUGAUGCCAUUCCUGGUAGUCGCUGUCGGUAUUGACAAUAUGUUCCUGAUGAUUGCGGCAAUUCGACGAACGUCUCGAUGUUUGCCGGUCUCUGAACGAAUGGGUGAAUGCAUGUCAGAUGCAGCCGUGGCCAUUCUUAUCACGGCCAGUACAGAUGCGCUCUCGUUUGGUGUUGGAGCCAUCACUUCAUUACCAGCCGUUCACAUCUUCUGCGUCUAUACAGGAGUGGCUAUUUCUUUUGCAUUCAUUUAUCAGGUGUGGUUUUCCUAUUGA